UGUGGUUGCUGCUUCUUGGGCAAAUUUCAACCUCAGCUUGGACGUGAACCCUUGCAGGUUGCAGCCGUGCCGAUUUGCUUCAACAGAUCACUGCCCCAUCGCCGGUUCUGCCACCAACUCCUCGGAUCAAUGCCUCGCCUGUUGCCCUGGCCAUUGGGGCAUGUGGUGUGUGUGAUCCGGCUCUCCAACUGUUCCUCGUUUCUCCAUUAGUAGAUUAGAUCCCUUGGGCACGCUAUCUGAUGCAACUACUGCAACACCACAAGGGCGUCCAGCAGCAACAACUCCACCCGUGCCGCGGCCUGCACCUGCAACAACACCACUGCUUUUGUACAUCCAAAAUCCCAAUAUAAAUCUAGCCAACAUGCAUCCAUGCACAUCAGCAGCAGUCACCGCUACGAGUAACCCGCCUGGAGAGUGUAGCAGCCCUCCCAACAGAGUUCUUGCUCUCCUCCGUGCACGCACCAAGAUGGCCAAGGCGGCGCUCUGCAUGAUGCUCGCGCUUGCUCUGACGAGCUGCGCAUUCGCCGGCCGCGUCCUCAACGAGCAUCCUGCCGCGCCUCCGGUAGAGGCCGAUCCGUUGCCGGGGCCGACCGAGCCGCCUGUCGACACAGUGGUAGUGCCGGUGCCCGCGGCGGCGUCGCCUUUGCCAUCCGAUGCCGCGGGCGCCGCAGGAGUAGCUCCGGCCGCGGGUGCUGGUGCAACGGCCAACCUAGGAGCCGGUGUGGCUGCAGGCGCCGGCGACAGCCCGCUGACGUUCUUCAUGCACGACAUCCUCGGCAGCUCGUCGCAGCCGUCAGCGCUCAUGGUGACCGGGGUGGUGGCGAGCGCCGACGACCUGGCCAGCAGCAACAACGUCGUCCCCUACGACAGCCUCGUCCAGAGCAAUGGCAACGCCGUCAACGGCGGCUACAAGAACACCAUCCCCUCCGUCAACGCUGGCGGCGGCGCCACGCCCCAGAACCUCCUCUUCGGCAUGACCACCGUCGUGGACGAGGAGCUCGCCGGGGGCCACGAGCUCGGCGCCGCGGCCGUCGGCAGGGCGCAGGGGUUCUACGUCGCGAGCUCGCAGGACGGCAGCAGCAAGACGGUCGUGCUGACGGCCCUGUUCGGCGGCGAAGCGCACGGCGACACGCUCAGCUUCUUCGGGGUGCACCGGACGGGGGCGCAAGAGUCCCGCAUCGCCGUCAUCGGCGGCACAGGGAAGUACGAGACCGCCAAGGGCUUCGCCGCCAUCCGCACACUGCACCCCGGCGACCAGCACGCCACCGACGGCGUCGACAGCCUCCUCCAGUUCGAUAUUCACCUCUCCUGAGCUGAGCUGCUUCCCUAACUAGUGGUAUCAGAUUAUAUGAUGCUCUGCCGUCGCGCUGAACAUUUGUAAUCUGAAUUUCACGGCCUAUGCAUUUUACUACCAUAACACUCCUAUAUGUAAUGCAAACUAAGUACUGGUGUAUUUAUGCAUAUUUUAUGAAGAAAACUAAGUAUAUUUAUGCA
Triticum aestivum (bread wheat) is the source of this 1494-nucleotide messenger RNA. Its product is annotated as dirigent protein 24-like. The coding region runs from base 362 to 1312 and encodes 316 amino acids. The record is from RefSeq and is a predicted model, not a curated record. The transcript has a single exon. NCBI's taxonomy places the organism in Eukaryota, Viridiplantae, Streptophyta, Magnoliopsida, Poales, Poaceae.